AAAGAGGAGGCCGUGUCAGGAGCACUUGUCAGGGGUUGGAUCUGCUGCCGGAGGUUACACAACCCACCUCUCCACAUAGGAUACUUCUUACCGAACAAAAAACAACAAUACUUCACUCGGAUAACCAACCAUGAAUCCCGAUAUUUUGAAAGAGCGGAAAAAUGCCACUUUUGACGUCGAGAAACUCACCUACAUUCUGGACGGAGGCCCAGAAAAGACAAAAAGGAGGCGAGAAAUUGAGUCAAUGGUUCUCAGCGACCCGGACUUCAAGGAGGAGAACCCGUGUUUCCUGUCCCGCAGUGAGCGUUACGACCAGGCUGUCAGGAAAAGUGCCCAAAUGAUCCUGAAGCUCAGAGAGUACGGCAUCGCAGACCCGGAGGAGAUCUACUGCUAUAAGAACUGUGUGCACCCGGACAGGCCUGAGCCCCUGGAUCUCCAUCUGGGGAUGUUCCUGCCCACACUGCUCAACCAGGCCACCCCCGAGCAAAUGGACCGCUUCUUCAUGCCCGCCUGGAACCUCGAGAUCAUCGGCACCUACGCUCAGACCGAGAUGGGCCACGGCACUCACCUCAGGGGGCUGGAGACCACCGCCACCUAUGACCCCGCCACACAGGAUUUUGUCUUGAACAGUCCCACAAUCAGCUCCAUCAAAUGGUGGCCCGGAGGACUUGGAAAGACGUCAAACCACGCCAUCGUUCUGGCUCAGCUGUACACUCAGGGAAACUGUCACGGUCUGCACGCUUUCAUCACGCCGCUCCGUGAUAUGAAGACACACGAGCCGCUGCCAGGUGUUGUCGUUGGCGACAUCGGCCCAAAGUUUGGCUUUAACGAGGUUGACAACGGCUAUCUGAAACUGGAGAACAUCAGAAUCCCUCGAGAGAACAUGCUGAUGAAAUACGCCAAGGUGGAGCCAGAUGGAACCUAUGUGAAGCCACCGAGUGCCAAGCUCACCUACGGCACCAUGGUGUUCAUCCGCUCCAUGAUCGUGGGCGAGUCGGCUCGAGCCCUCUCCAAGGCUUGUACCAUCGCCAUCCGCUACAGCUCGGUCCGUCACCAGUCUGAGAUCAGACCGGGGGAGCCGGAGCCUCAGAUCCUGGACUACCAGACGCAACAGUACAAGCUGUUUCCCCUGCUGGCUAUGUCCUAUGCUUUCCACUUCGUCGGCCAGUAUAUGAAGGAGACCUACCUCCGCAUCAGUGGAGACAUCAACGAGGGCGACUUCAGCAAACUGCCCGAGCUCCAUGCUUUGUCUGCGGGUCUGAAGGCCUUCACUACUUGGGAAACAAACUCCGGCAUCGAGGUGUGCCGCAUGUCGUGCGGCGGCCACGGCUACUCCUGCAGCAGCGCCCUGCCCGACAUUUACGUCCAGUUCACGCCCACGUGCACCUACGAGGGCGAGAACACCGUCAUGAUGCUGCAGACCGCCAGAUACCUGGUGAAGAGCUACCGGCAGGCUAAGGCGGGCCAGCAGCUGAGCGGCAUCGUGUCCUACCUCAACGAAGCGCAGCACCGGAGGGUCCAGCCGCAGCCCGUCGCCGCCCGACCCACCGUGGUCGACAUAAACGACCUGGCCAGCCUGGUGGAGGUGUACAAACUACGAGCUGCCAUUCUGGUUGAACUGGCAGCUAAGAGCAUCCAGCAGGAGCUGCAGCGCAGGAAGAGCCAGGAGGACGCCUGGAACAACAGCGCCAUCGACCUGGUCAGAGCCUCAGAUGCUCACUGUCACUAUGUGGUGGUGAAGCUCUUCACUGACAAGCUGCGGGACAUCGGGGACACAGGCGUCCACUCGGUGCUGUCCAGCCUGGCUCUGCUCUACGCUCUGCAGGGUGUCACGAGGAACUCUGGAGACUUCCUGCAGGCUGGCCUGCUCAGCGUGCCCCAGGUGCUGCAGUCUUCAGUCCGCAUCAAGGAGCUGCUGUCUCAGCUGAGGCUGAACGCCGUGGCUCUGGUGGACGCCUUUGACCACAACGACAAGAAGCUGAACUCGGUCCUGGGACGAUACGACGGGAACGUCUACGAGAACUUGUUCGAGUGGGCUCGCAACUCACCUCUGAACGCCACAGAGGUCCAUGAAUCCUUCCACAAGUACCUGAAGCCUCUGCGCGCCAAACUGUGAGCCGACUCCUGCACCUUGUUCCCCUGGCUGUGACCCUCCAGCUCCGCCCUCCUUAACCGUCUUUUAUCAUCCUCAUGACGGUCGUCACUCACCAGCAUACUCUCUCUAUAAGUGGUCCAAUCUAACGUUAACUGAAGUACCCUGUGUACUGAAAGCUUCAUUCUUAUUGGUGAUCGGGGAUGAUGGGAGGGGAGCUAAAUCAAUGGGAGGUCUGUGUCAUUAUGGAGGGAAUUGGACUCACAUUUACAUCUAAAAGUCUCGAUGAAGUCCUUAUUCCAGCACAACAAAGCUUUAAGAGUUCUUAAAUUGGCACGUUUCCUUUGGAUGAAUCAAUUUAGAAGUUAAUUUCCCCUUCGUCUUUCCUUCAUUUUCUGCCCGGUGCCUGACGGCUCCCCUGUGUGAGUCACUUAAAACGAGCCUUUUCUGUUUUCCUCCCAAGUUCAGAACGUAACUAUGAACGUUUGACAACAGCUGUUUUCACACAUGCACUCCUGAAAAUCUCUAGAACACUUCAGGACAGUUUCCCCCUGAAAUCUUCCUCAGUUACUUAAUCACGGCAGGAAGUGUUUCCUAUCGGGCGCCAGACAUGAUGUAAAAAAGACGCUGAAAAGAUCCAAGGUCGACAGAGUCUGACACUAUGAUGACAGUUUAGUCUUUAUAUCAAUGCUACAUGGACAUAUUUACAGAAUCAACAACCGAGUGGGACAGAACAAAGAUCUCACCCGUCACAUGAUAUCGCAGUAAAAAAAAUCCAGAAAACGUCUGAGGGGGAAAUUAGGAGGUUUGCUCUCACACUUGCAGCUGAUCCCGAAAAGUUCAGGAAGUUUUCAGGAUGUUUGUGCAUGUGUGAAAACACCAAAGGGUUAAAGUACAACAAAUAAAAAAAACAUGCAUUCUUCAGAACAGAGAGAACUUUACUACUCAGGCCUUAACAGUCAUUGUCUUACAUUUGAUCCAACUCUUCCUCUCAGCCUUAAGUUGAUGCGUAACCCAAACUGCACGGUUUACUCUCAUCCUCCUGGAGGUCAGAGAGCGUUUAUGUUUUUGUUUUUUUGAAGAGGGAGGAACAUCCACAAAGGUCUCCAUUUAAAAAAAAUAAAAAAUCAAAUCUUGCUGGAAAAUCGAAUCCAAUCGAAAAGCUAAAACAAUCCGCUUUCAUUUCAAGCCCAACACCUGUCAUUUCUUCUUCUCUUUAAUGAAUGUCAUUGUGAUAAUCCACUGCACAAGAAGCAGCACUUGUUUUUAAAAUCCACAUGUUGUCUCCUGAUUAGAGACGACUCUGUGCGUCCGCAUGUUAUUGAAAGUGUUUGUGGGACUGAAGGCUUUUGCAGAGGAUGUUGAAGUUUGUUAAAGAGAUGUGUGCACUGUGCAUGUGAGUUAGUAUUCUCCCUCCCUGUUGUGUGAGGUUGGAUACAUGACGAGGGUCCAAACCUCAGUCGACUUUCUCCUUUUUUUUAACUUAUAAUCAAACACAUUUCAAACUCUGAAGCUACGAUGAACCGUUCUUAGUGCGCUCUAAUGUUCAAAAUCCAGCUUACUGAUUAUCAUAUUGUAACUGGAUCCUGUUUUUCUACAUGAUCUGUCCUGUUUUAUAACAAAUAAAAUCUAGUAUGAAUUAACUUAGCUGUCAAAUGUAUCAUAGAGUUGUUCUAUUUUUCUGACAGAGCCUGAACAGUUGAUGAUGAUGAUGAUGAUGAUGAUGAUGAUGAUGAUGAUGUUUAUAAGAAGUGGUAACAGAUGGACUCGUGUAGAUGACUGUGUAAUGAGAGAGGAGAGUUUUGAUUCAGAGCCUCUCUGUGAACUGUAAACCUGAUCAUGCGAUAAAUAUGAUAAAUAAUAAAAAUGUGCCUAAAGAAGCUGAUUUUUCUGUUUCUGACUGAUUGUGAAUAUCUGCUCAUAACGUGUCUGCGUUUGACUUUUCAAACGGUUGAGUUCUGUCAUAAAGGGCAUAAUUAUGGAUAUGUAAUAACUAAUAACUGUUUUUAAAAACACUCGUGGAAUAUUUUAUUUGAUAUGUUUUGUUGAAUAAUGUUGAUUUUUAACAUGAUUUUAAUGUUUGUGAAAUAAUUUGACCUGUAAAUUAAAUGAAUAUAAAAAAAAUCAUC
Labrus mixtus (cuckoo wrasse) is the source of this 4221-nucleotide messenger RNA. It is a transcript of the gene acox1, whose product is annotated as acyl-CoA oxidase 1, palmitoyl. The record is from RefSeq and is a predicted model, not a curated record. The transcript has 14 exons. Gene Ontology annotation, biological process: very long-chain fatty acid metabolic process; fatty acid beta-oxidation using acyl-CoA oxidase; lipid homeostasis. Gene Ontology annotation, cellular component: peroxisome. Gene Ontology annotation, molecular function: fatty acid binding; FAD binding. Lineage: Eukaryota; Metazoa; Chordata; Actinopteri; Labriformes; Labridae. The coding region runs from base 131 to 2116 and encodes 661 amino acids.